AUGAGUUCCCCACCUAAAAUAACACACAAGACCACACCUGAACUCUUAAAAAUCGAGAUGCCAGACGUCUGUCUCCAAGCUCUCUCUCUUUCUCUCAUUUAGAGAUCGCCAAGCCUGAUGGCCCUUGUGGGAUUUGACCCUUUCUCUCAUGGUUAUUUUUUUUUAAUUUAUUUCUAGGAACGUUGAAUAGUUGUUGUAAAACUGGGGGAAAAAAAUGACUGCUAGCUUUGAUAUCUGGAUUCGUUGGACCACUUUCUUGUUCAUCUGAUGCCUAGACUGUUGAUGGAUUUGGUGGGUUUUUAAUGUUUUCUUUGAUGCUCUUGAGGGCUUCUUGCUUGAUUUGCGUGUCAUGGUAUUGUGCUAAGGAAACAAUAGAAAUUUCAAUUUUUUUUUUUUUUAUCAAUUGGGUUAUUGGUGAUUGAUUCUUGGUUUUCUAAUCUGGUUCUAUUAGAAUUGAAGUUGUGCUGAUACUUUGAAGGUUCGUAAGUGUGUCAAGUUUUGAGCUCUAUAACAAUAAGAAGCCUCACAAUCUUUCGGGGCUCAUCACUCAGGGUCACGAGUUAUGAUUGAGUGUUGUUUUGAGAAUUCGUGAUCUAGUUGGAAUACAAAAAUAUCAUAAGAUGAAUGCCGUGGAGAGACUAGGAAGGUAUAUCACUCGAGGGGUGUACACAGUCUCUGGACCAUUUCACCCUUUUGGUGGCGCUGUGGAUAUAAUUGUAGUGGAACAGCCAGAUGGGAGCUUCAAGUCAUCUCCUUGGUAUGUCCGGUUUGGUAAAUUUCAAGGGGUUUUAAAGGCGCGAGAAAAAGUAGUGAAUGUUAGUGUGAAUGAAGUUGAAGCAGAUUUUCACAUGUAUCUUGAUAGGAGAGGGGAAGCUUUUUUUCUCAGAGAGGUGGAAGGGGACGGAGAGGAAUCUGUUUUAUAUCCUCUGUCCUCCAGUGAUGAGACGGAUGAGCAAUCUCAAAAAAAUAGGAGGCCAGCGAAGACAAAAAGUUGCAAUUAUGAUGCCUAUCAGUUGAAUUCAGGCGACCAGCUUGAUGGAACCAAUGGGAGUAUUGUGGCUAGGACUAAUUCCCGCCGUUCAAGGAUAUUAGGGCUUGUUUUUGGACGUGGCUCAUUCAAGGAGGAUAGUUGCCGAGAGGGAGAUGAUGGUGCUGGCAAGGCAAGGACUUCACUGGAGCGUGCUGAGAUUGCAGCUGAUCUGUUGGAGGUGAGGUGGUCUACUAAUCUUGACCCCACUAAGCCUAGGAAAGAUAAUGAUUCAAGGUUUUCUGCUUCAGAUGCAUUGGAGGGUAAUGGAGAUAAUAUGCCCGCUAUUGACGACAAAAGCCAGAAGGAGUCAUCUUUGCACGAUGCCAUUGAAACCAAUGCUGACCGCUGUAUGUUGGCUGAGGAAACUGUUUCCUGCAAUGUAGAGAUGGGAAACGACUUGCAAUCUGGCUUCAUGAGCCUCGAGUGUUCUGCUGAGGAAGCUAGUGUAGAAAUGUUAACUUUAGGUAGCAUGGAUCAAGUUGCUGAAACUUCCACAAUGGCUGAAAGUGUUUUGGGUGAAAAGUGUGGGGUAGUAUCUGGAUUAUCAAGAGAUAUUGAUGAACUUAGUUCCCAAAAUGCUGAUCCUGAUGUUAAAGCUAAGGGUGUCAUCUCUGUGGUCUCUGCUCCCGAGUCAAAAAUUUCAGGCGUCCCUGAAGCGUGUCCAGGCGAGAAUUUUGGUGACAAACAGCCUUGUGACGAAAAAGAUGCUUCUUUACCAGAUCAUGCCACUUCCGAGGAGGAGAGUGAAUCCAGAGCUCAAUCCUUCAUUUAUUGUGAGACAUCAGAGAGCUCAAUAAUGAGGCUGAACUGUUAUACUGAACAAACUCAUGAAACACUGUACCUUGCUAGUGGAGGACCCAGGGAAGCACACUUUUCUGCCAAAACUUUGCAUUUGACAGCUGAGCCACUAGCUGAGGACACGCUCAAUCAGCAAGCUGAGGACAUUGAGUUGAAGACAGAACACAUUGAUGCUAGCAGGAGUUUUUCUAAUCAAACAAAUCCAUCUUCUUGCAUGCAUAUCCAUGAUGAGGUGAACCUUGAAGUUCCAAUGAUAGUGUCAAAAUCUGAUGCUCAAAUGGUUGGUGCUGACCCUGUGCUUGGUCCGGCUGAAGAAUUAGAGUCAAUGAGCACUGGUACCAUUUUGAGUUUUAGCAACACAGGCCAAAAAACACAAGAUGUGAAAAAUAACGGCAAGGAAAUUAUCAGGAAUGAGCCCCAAUCUGCAGUGGAUUCAUUUGGGGGUUCAGAACACUUUUAUGGUAGUUGUGGUCAAACAAAAACAGCUAUUAUUCCUGCCCUAGAGAGUUCAGAGGAAGAGCAGUUCAUUUUCAGUGACCUUGAUGAACUCAAACCAAGCAGGACUCAGUGUGAGUCGAAUUUUCUUGGUGAAAAAGAUGAAGAAAAUGAUCCUUCAUUCUGUUUGGAAAGAAAUGAAGAAAUGGAUGGGUCUUUUGAUACAAGUGAUGUAUCUUGUUCAUCCCCGGACCAGUUUGUUCAAGAGAGUAAACUGGCUGAUCUUGAAACCUCGAGAGAAAAUUCAAAGAUAACAUCAAGUCCCAUUGGCAUUCCCAAAGUUCAUAGUGUUACUGAUGCUGAAGUCUCUAGGCUGGUUGAAUCGUUACCCAACAUGAGGUCUCGUUUUGACAACAUGGAUGCAAAUGAUCUCCAUUUUCCCUUAAGCCACUCGCUAGACUCCAUUUCCAAAUCCUUGGAGGAGACAUUAUGUAGAACAAAUGAGUCAGAGUGUGUAAAGUUAGAUACAGAAAAUGAAAUCCAAUCAGCGAAGGAGCAUUCUAAUAUUGAAGGUAUUGACAAUUCAGAAGAUCUUGAAAAUUCUGUUUCCAGCUCUACUUUUGGGGAUUCAUCAAAAGUGAUUGUUGCUUCUGGCGGAAGCUGGAGAAUUUGGCCUUUCUCUUUCAAAAGAUCAAGGUCUAGGAAGAUUUCACAGCAAGCUCUAAAUGAUACCAGAAGUUCUGUCUCUGAGAACAUGUCAGAUUGCAACCUUCACACAGAUAAAGAUUAUGGUGUAAUUAAUCCUAAGGUCACCAAAAAAAUGGUAAGGGCGAAUACUCCAACAUCUGAACAACUGGCAUCCUUGAAUCUGAAGGAAGGGAGGAAUGUGGUGACCUUCACGUUUUCCACUGCAAUGCUGGGGAAGCAGCAGGUUGAUGCGAGAAUUUAUCUGUGGAAAUGGAACACUCACAUAGUGAUCUCCGAUGUUGAUGGGACGAUUACAAGAUCGGAUGUUCUAGGUCAGUUCAUGCCUAUGGUUGGGGUAGACUGGUCACAAAUGGGCGUUGCACAUUUGUUUUGUGCUAUUAAGGAAAACGGCUAUCAAUUACUUUUUCUAAGUGCACGUGCAAUUUCUCAAGCCUAUCAUACUAGACAAUUUCUAGUCAACCUCAAGCAGGAUGGGAAGGCUUUACCAGAUGGUCCUAUUGUUAUAUCUCCCGAUGGAGUUUUUCCUUCUCUAUUUCGCGAAGUCAUUAGAAGGGCUCCUCAUGAAUUCAAGAUCGCAUGUUUGGAGGAUAUCAGGGCUUUGUUUCCUUCCGAUCGCAAUCCUUUCUAUGCUGGUUUUGGAAAUAGAGACACUGAUGAGAUAAGCUACCUCAAGGUUGGAAUCCCGAAGGGAAAAAUCUUCAUCAUUAAUCCGAAGGGUGAAGUUGCUGUGAACCGCCGUGUUGACACAAAAUCAUAUACUUCACUUCAUGCUCUUGUGCAUGGCAUGUUUCCACCCAUGACAUCGUUUGAGCAGGAGGAUUUUAAUUCAUGGAAUUACUGGAGAUUGCCUCCUCCAGUUAUUGACAUAUGAUGGCGUCAGUUGGAGAUACUUUACCCGUCUUCUGACUAUUGAUAUGGUUCUUGGCCAUGUUUAUUAUGGAGUGUUCAGGUGGCCAAGACCGAUCCCAAAGGCGGUUCCCUGUAAUGCUUUUGUGCUGGGCUCGCCUAAUUAGUGUUGACCUGAAAGGGAUUUAUGGAGGAUCUACAGAGUUGAAAUGGGUGCUGUUAUGCCUAUUAUCCUGUUUCAACUAGGGUAAAUGUAGAAUUUUGUAUAGUAGUAUUAAUGUAAUCCAAUCAACGUACAUGUUUACUGGAAUCCCAUGGGGAGGGUAGGCAAUGACUGGAAACUUAAAUGUAAAAUCUUCAAUUUUUCAAUGGAUAGCAUCAUUCAUCAUCA
This is a messenger RNA of Populus nigra (black poplar), 4208 nucleotides long. Its product is annotated as phosphatidate phosphatase PAH2-like. The record is from RefSeq and is a predicted model, not a curated record. Gene Ontology annotation, molecular function: phosphatidate phosphatase activity. NCBI's taxonomy places the organism in Eukaryota, Viridiplantae, Streptophyta, Magnoliopsida, Malpighiales, Salicaceae. Bases 621 to 3842 code for a protein of 1073 amino acids. The transcript is spliced from 13 exons.